GCUCCACGUCGUCUUCGCCCAGCAAGAUUGGCCGAGUCGCCUCACGUGACUUCGGCUAGCGGUAGCGGUUGCCCGGGUGACGGCCGGCGAGCUGGCGGUCUGGAGGAGUGAGCGCAGAGCCCUGCAGCAGAGGUUUCUGCUGUGAGAAUUCCCAGUAACCGUUCACCAUGGGGGAUAUCCUGGCUCAUGAGUCUGAAUUACUUGGAUUAGUGAAAGAGUAUUUAGAUUUUGCUGAAUUUGAAGACACCUUGAAGACAUUUUCAAAAGAAUGCAAAGUAAAAGGAAAGCCACUGUGUAAAAAUGUCGGUGGGCCAUUAAAGAAGGACUCCAAGUCGCUCGUAAUCCAGAGGGAUUUGGUGGCAGCGUUUGACAGUGGAGACCAGAAGGCGUUCUUUGACUUGUGGGAGGGGCACAUUCCCAGCUCCGUCAGAGACACUGACUCCCUGGCCCAGAAGCUGGAGUUCUACCUUCACAUCCACUUUGCCAUCUACCUUCUCAAGUACUGCAGAGGCAGGCCGGACAAACAAGAGCUAGAUAAAAGGAUUUCUUAUUUCAAAACCUACCUGGAGACAAAAGGGGCAGCGCUGAGCCAGACUACGGAGUUUCUGCCCUUCUAUGCCCUCCCCUUCGUGCCCAAUCCGAUGGUCCACCCCUCAUUUAAAGAACUCUUCCAGGAUUCUUGGACUCCAGAAUUAAAGCUGAAGCUGGAAAAGUUUUUAGCUUUAACUUUUAAAGCCAAUAACACACCAAAGCUUUUAACCAUAUAUAAGGAGAAUGGACCUAAUAGCAAAGAACUGCUGCAGCAGCUUCACCAGCAGCUGGUGGAGGCUGAGCGCCGGGCCAUGACCUACCUGAAGCGGUACAAUAAGAUCCAAGCCGACUACCACAACCUCAUCGGUGUCACAGCUGAGCUGGUGGACUCUCUGGAGGCCACAGUCAGCGGCAAGAUGAUCACCCCCGAGUACCUGCAGAGUGUCUGUGUCCGCCUCUUCAGUAACCAGAUGCGGCAGAGCCUGGCACACAGCGUGGACUUCACGAGGCCUGGGACGGCCUCAACCAUGUUGCGAGCCUCCUUGGCACCUGAGAAGCUGAAGGAUGUCCCGCUACUGCCCUCCCUGGAUUAUGAGAAGCUGAAGAAGGAUUUGAUCUGGGGGAGUGACCGCUUGAAAGCCUUCUUGUUGCAGGCUCUGCGCUGGCGCUUGACCACAUCCCAUCCGGGGGAGCAGAGGGAGACAGUCCUGCAAGCCUACAUCAGCAAUGACCUCUUGGAUUGCCACAGCCAUAACCAGAGGAGUGUGCUGCAGCUGCUGCACUCCAAGAGCGAGGCUGUGCGGCAGUACAUGGCCAGGCUCAUCAAUGCCCUGGCGUCACUGGCUGAAGGUCGCCUGUACCUGGCCCAGAACACAAAGGUGCUGCGGAUGCUGGAGGGAAGGCUCAAGGAGGAAGACAAGGAUGUCAUCACUCGUGAGAAUGUCCUCGGGGCCUUGCAGAAGUUCAGCCUCAGGCGGCCACUGCAGACAGCGAUGAUUCGAGAUGGCCUCAUCUUCUGGCUGAUCGACCUACUGAAGGACCCUGACUGCCUGUCUGACUACACAUUGGAGUACUCCGUGGCUUUGCUCAUGAACCUCUGCCUCCGCAGUGCAGGAAAGAACAUGUGUGCUAAGGUGGCAGGGCUCAUGCUGAAAGUUCUUUCGGAUCUCCUUGGACACGAAAACCAUGAGAUCCAGCCGUAUGUGAAUGGAGCCCUGUACAGCAUCCUCUCCAUCCCGUCCAUUCGAGAGGAGGCCAGAGCCAUGGGAAUGGAGGAUAUCCUGCGAUGCUUCAUCAAAGAAGGCAACGCUGAAAUGAUCCGCCAGAUAGAGUUUAUCAUCAAGCAGCUGAAUUCUGAAGAUUUACUCGAUGGUGUUCUUGAAUCCGACGAUGAUGAAGAUGAAGAUGAUGAAACAGGAUCUCAUGGUGUCCAGGCUGGCCUUGAACUUUGUAAUUACCUGAAGGUGACUUUGAACUGUCAUUUCUUUGCCUUCUGCCUCCUAGCUGCUGAGUCUGCAGCUGUGUGUCAUUGUGUCCCUUUAUGUUUUGAUCUUGUACAAAUUUCCUUCUUUUUUUAAAGAAUUUUGGGGGGCUUUUAUAUUUCUUAAGACAGCUCUGUAAUUUGUGUUUUUUAGAAUUUUUUUCCAUUCCAUCCUAAAUUAUGUAAUUGGCUCAGAUGUUGUUGCUCCUAUCAUUUCCUGUGACCUUUUUUGUUUCUGUAGGUUCUGUAGUGAUGUCCCAUUAGAUAAUGUGAGGCAUCUCUCUUCUUGGUGUGUCAUGCUAAUGGCUUCAUCAGUCUUGUUCAUCUAUUCUGAGAGCCAGUUUUUUUGUUUUGUUAGUUUUCUCCAUUGUGUUUCCAUUUUCUCUAUCUCUUUCUGAUUUUAAUUUCCUUCCUUCUGCUAGCAUUGACUUGAUAUACUUUCUUGUUUUCUGGUUCCUACAGUAUAAAGUUUCAUGGACUUGGGGUCUUUAUAUCUGAACAGUUACAGCUGUGUUUCCCUCUGAGCACAGCAUCUACAGUGGUUUGGUGUAUUUGUCUCUUAAGAAUUUUCUAGUUUUAUUUGUGAUUCCUUCUUUGACCCAUUGAUUAUUUAAGAAUAUUUUUGAUAAAGCCCAUCCUAAGAAUUGGACCUAGUUCAGGGAAUUAGCUCCUGGGGACCUGCCAUCCAGGGUGUGGUGCCCUCUUCCUCACCUGUCUGUCUGUUCUCUGUGUGUCCUGAACCUCCUGAGUCAUACGCACACCAUGCACACCCUACUGUGACAUUACUGCCCUUUAGGCCCAAACUAAAGGAGCCACUUGACCAUGGCUUGAAAACUCAGAGCCAGAAAAAAGCUUGGCUCUUUUAGCCUUACUCUCUCAGUUAUUUGUCACAGACAAAAGUAAGGACAGGUCUGUGUGUCAUUGUCUCCCUCCCCACUGUCUGUGGUAUCACCUGUCCCUGCUGUUGUACCUUCUGUGCAAAUGUCAGAAGUCUGAUUGUUCCCAGAUUCACCAUGAGCGUCAACAGAUGCAGGCAGAACGUUAAAUAUUCCACUCGAGUUUUGUUGCCAAGUGUUGAGGAGCACAGAUGAUCCUGAGGAAGACCACAGAUGAUCAGUCAGCCUCUGUUGACCCUCUGUAUCUCCAGAGUGACCUGGGCACACAUCUUUUUUUCUGUUGACUGUUGAUUCCAAUGCUGUUUGCAGCUCUGUCCUGGGUUCAGAGGCCUCUGUCUCCUUUUCCCCCAUCAGUGCAGUGCAGUGCAGUGGGGUCACCACACAAGGUGUGUGUGUCUUUUAAAGAGUUUAGCACAUUUUGUUUCGAUCCUUUCUUUUUAAAAUCUGAAUAAUGGUUUUCCAAAUUAUUUUUUGUAAAGAUUUAUUUAUUAUUAUACAUAAGUACAAUGUAGUUGUCUUCAGACGCACCAGAAGAAGAUAUCAGAUCUCAUUAUGAGUGGUUGUGAGCCACCAUGUGGUUGCUGGGAUUUGAACUCAGGACCUUCUGAAGAGCAGUCGGUGCUCUUACCCAUUGAGCCAUCUCACCAGCCCCUAAAUUAUUUUCUAACUUAAAUGAUAUUGUAGUUCUGUUCAAACAUUUUCUGAUGCCGACGGUUAUAAUAGAAAUCUGGGAAAGAGGCCAGAACAUAUGGUGGUGUUCAUCUUUAAUUCUAGUACUCAGAAGGCAGAGGCCAGCAGACCUCUGUGAACUUGAGACCAGCCUAGCCUACACAGUGAGUGCCAGGCCAUCCAGAGCUAUACAGAGAGACCCUGUCUCCAAAUAAAUAAAUAAUAAAUAGGCCGGGUGUGGUGGCGCACGCCUUUAAUCCCAGCACUUGGGAGGCAGAGGUAGGCAGAUUUCUGAGUUCGAGGCCAGCCUGGUCUACAUAGAGAAACCCUGUCUCGAAAAACCAAAAAAAAAAAAAAAAAAAAAUUGAAAAAUUAAAAAAAUAAAAUAAAAUAAAACUAGGGAAAGGUAGCAUUCAUUAUAUUUUCAGGGAUCUCUAGGGGUGUAUGCAAGUAUGUACAUGUUGGGGGAUGUGGGUAGGGGUGCAUGUGUGUGUGGGGGGUAUAUAUGUAUGUGUAGUUGUGUAUAUGUAUGUAGAGGAGUAUGUAGGUAUGUGUGUAGGUUUGUAGGUGUGUAUGGGGGUCUGUAUAUGUGUGUAGGUGUGUGUAGGUGUCAGUAUAUGUGUAUAAAUAGAAGGGGGGGUGAGGUGAGGUGUGUACAUGUGUGGUAGGGAUUGUGUAGGCAUGUGUACAGGUGUGUAUGUGUGUUUAGGUGUGUGUAGGUGUGUGUGUGUGUAGAGGUGUAGAUAGGUGUGUAUGUGUGUAGAUGUAUACAUGUGUGUAGGUAUGUGUACAGGUGUAUACUUGUGUAUGCACAUGUGCCUGGCUAUGUAAGUGUACAGGUGUAUAUGUAUAUGUGUAGGUGUGUGUGUGUGCACAUAUAAAAUAAGAUCACACUGAAACGUGGGACACACCUGACUAGGUGAGGCUGAUGAUCAGUGACCUUUAUGGGAUUCCCCCGCCUCCAUAUUCCCGGUGCUGAGAUUACGAGCGUGUUCCACCACACCUGACUGUGCUGUGUGAGCUCUGAGGGUUGAGCUUGUGCCCUUACACUUGCGCAGUAGACACUUGACUAAGCUAUCUCUCCUACCCAUAAUUUCCAUUGAAAUUAUUUUUAGAUUUAUUUAUUUUAUGUGCAUAAAUGUUUUGCCUGCAUGUGUGUAUGUGCAUCACAUGCAUACCCAAUAUCCCAGGAGUUCAGAAGAAGGUUCAGAUCCCCUGCGAGUGGAAUUCUGGGUGGUUGUGAGCCACCCAGAUGGUAUACUGACAACCGAACCCUGAACUCUGAAUCCUGAGCUCGGGUUGUCUGCAAGAGCAACAGUGCUCUUAAGAGCAGUCAGUGCUCUUACCUGUUGAGCCAUCUUUCCAGCCAUGCCAUAUUUUCCAUUUUUAUUUUACAGCUAAUUUAUUUAGAUAAAUUCCCUCCUAUAAAUCAGCACCUCCACCCCAAUUCCAUACUCCUAAAAGCUUGGGAAUUUGAACAAAUCAAUGUUAAAUCUGUGAUGUGUGCCUGGGUGUUGCAUCCUAAUCAUACAGGGCACCUCCAUUGUUUGAAGGUCUUGUAUUCUGUCCUUCAAGUUCCAGUCCUUAAACACCCGGUUCAGCGGGGUGUUGUGCAUACCUUUAAUCCCUGCACUCCGAAGGCAGAGGCGAAGAAUCUCUGUGGUCUACAAAGCUAGUCCAGGACAGCCAGGGCUAGUUACACUGAGAAACCCUGUCUCAAAAGACAAAAUCAAUCAAUCAGUCAAUCAAUAAAUCAAUAAAUAAAUCUCCACCCAGUCCAUGUGACUGUGUCACUGCUGACUCACUUCUUUCAUGCUUCAAAACCAAACAUGAAUAAAUUCAGAUGUGUCAUUUAAGUAUAAUGGCCAAAUUAAUUGUAUUAGCGUUAUAACUUGCCCAGUGAAGUUAAAUCGGAAUUAAAUACACAGAACCUAGAAAGCCUCAAGCUGGCAAGAUGGCUCAGCUGGUAAAAGUACUUAUGGUACAAGCCCAAGAUGGGGCUAAGUGAGAUAAAAAAAGUAAGUCAAAGAUGCACAAACAAUUGAAACUAAGGCCGAGCUUGCAAGAAGGCACAGUGAGUCAAGGCGUUUGUCUACAAGCCUGUGACCUGAAUUUAAUCUUCAGAAGCCACGGAAAGGGUGGAAGAAGGGAACUCUACAAAGUUGUCUCUUACCUCCACAAUGCACUUCAUGGUAUUGUGUGCCUACACACACACCACUACCAACAACAAUAAUAAUGCUGGUUAAUUUUAUUUAAAGAUGGCUGUCAAGAUGGCUCACCAGAUAAAAGCCCUUGCCUCACACAGCCUGGUGGCUGGGUUUUGAUCCCGAGUUCAUAUAAAGGUAGAAAAACAGAACUGACUUUCACAUGAGCACUGUGGUAGGUGCACCAACAUACACAAAUGUCACACACAUACAAUAAUAAUUAUUUUAAACAAAAACGACUAAGGUCUGAGCCUGGAGAAGUGGCUUAUUGGUUGAGAGCAUACACUGCUCUUGCAAAGGACCUGAGUUUAGUCCCUUCUACCUACAAAGAGCAGCUCACAACUGCCCUUGGCCCCAAGGACCCAGUACCCUUUUUUGGACUCCUUGGGUAUUCACAUGAGAACAAACCCACACACAAAACCACACAUACACACAUAAAUGAAAUAAAAUCUUUAAAAAAUUUUUUUCUGUCAGUGGUGGCACAUAGCUUUGAUCCCAGCACUCAGCUCUUGAGGAGGCGGAGGCAGAGGCAAGAGGAUCUCUUGAGUUCAAGUUUUCUGUGAGCUACACAGAAAAAUCCUGUCUCCAAAAAACAAAAAACAAAACAACAAAAACAAAAUCUCUUGUGGGGGAAAAAAAUGACUGCGAUCUUCCAGAGAUGAAGUCAGACAAGGUGACAAUAAAAAAUGACAGAUACCCACAUGGACCUGUGAGAUGGCAUAGUGACAGUGCAGCUUCAGACAGAGCAGAAGUUUUCGUGUCUUUGAGUCCUUCCUUCCUUCCUGUCACAGCCAUAACCUGGAGGGAUGUCCACACAUGUGGCACUGUAGAACAUCUUGCCCCUAGAAGGAAGGCAGACAUCAACUCCUUUGGUGGUUCCAAUGAAGAGGCGCCUGGGAUGAUCUUGGUGCUCCUAUCUCCUGCUUAGAGUUCUGUUCUCGAAAACUCUGUCAGGUUUUGCUAGGGAAGCAGCUCCCUUCCAUCCAUCCUGCGCUCUGAGCCCUGCCCGUAGACCUAGUGAUGAACCAUGCUGUUUCUUCUCUUAGGGAAUACAGAGCCCUCCAUCAUUAUUAAAGAUGCCCAUACCCUGGCCUACCUUGCUAGAUAUGGAGACUGAAGAGAUGAAAUUAUAAGAAAAAUUGUAUGCUUUGCUAAUUUAACAACACAUUUUUUUGCCCACUGGUUACACAAUCAAACUUCUAGAGAGCCAAGCACUCACUGUCUCCAAUGUUGCCUCUUGUUGGGGAAGCCAGCAAAUUCACAUCUCUUUUUUUCCAUGACUCCUCUCCUCCAGGUCCAUGGGUAUGAGCACACACUCCUGGGGAAAGGGGGCCAUGCUGGGCAUUAGGGAAGGGUAGAUCACUGAGUAGGGCUGUGGCUGACCCUCCUGCGAUCUUGGUGACCUCAGAGCCAUGAGCAUAUGGUAAACAGCAGCACAGAAAAGCUAGACGAUCCACAAAGCACUAUGAGAUCUUUAUUCUUUUUGUUCUGCAUCGUUACUAAGAGAAGAACUUACGUUGUCCUCUUGAGAUAUAUUUCACCAACAUAUAACCCCUAGGUAACAUCCAAAGCAAGGCCAGGCCGGGGUGGUUUUCAUAAGCUUCCUGUAAUGUGCAGGCUUCAGUAAUGGAUGACGAGAGGCAAAGGAUGCAGGACGGUGCCUGGGCGCCUUAAGGUCUUGGUGUCUGCUAAUCGUUGUCUCUUUCGCCACCAUCAUUGUUUCUAACCUGCCAUGCUGGGCUGUGCAGAAGCACAUGUGGUGUGGUGUUUCUUCAGUACAGGUGUCACAGAGAAGCCUUGAUAAGGAUGUGGACUCCAAGCAUUUAACAUUCCACAUGAUAAUAGAAAACUGUAAGGUUCUGUAAAGCUACAGAUUUGGAGACACACGCUACUGUAGGCUGAGGAUGUAGCAUGGCUGGUAGAGUGACUGUCAAGUAUACACAAGGUCCCAGCACUGCAUAGACCAGUCAUAGAGGUACACACCUAUAAUCCCAGCUCAUAGUGAGAUUAAUGCUAGCCUUAUCUACAUGAGACCAUGCCUACAAAAAAGAAAGAAAAAGAAAACUUGUUUUGUCCUCUUGGUACCCAAAAGGUAGAGACAUGCCGUGGCACAGGGGACCGUGCAGAAGGGGGAAGAGCCUUGAAUGUAGUUCCAUGAGCAAAGCCAACUUAGGAUUGUUUGACUCAUUCUAGGGAAUUGAGUUGCUAUGAUAAAACAUCAUGACCAAAAGCAUCUUACAAAGGGAAAGGUUUAUUUUGUCUUUCACCUUGAAGUCCACAAUCCAGGAAAGUCUCAAGACAGGAAUGUGGAGGCAGGAGCUGAUGCAGAGGCCGUGUGGAAACACUGCUUACUGGCUUGCUCUCUAUGGCUUGCUCAGCCUGCUUUCUUCAAGACCACCUACCCAGGGAUGGCACUACCUACAGUAGGCUAGCCUUCUAUAUCAAUCACUAAUCACUAAAGUGCCUACAGACAGGCCGACAAAUGGAGGUGUUUUCUUAAUACAUCUAAGUUUGGGCCAAGUCAACAAAAAAUAACAGCACGCCACAAUAGGUAGGUAGUUUCCAGGAAUAAAGAAAAGAGCUGGGGUGUGUUCAGUUUCCAGGUAGUUUAGGCACUGGCUAGCAGGGAGGGGCAAGGUUUGCAGUUCCCCAGAUAUGAGAGCAUUUAGUAGAGGCCACGCAAACAUAGUCACUCUGUGACUCACACAGCCUGGCCCUCUGAACGCUCCAUCCUCACCUCCACGCAGGGCUUCCAGAUCCUCUCCUGUUUAUCCCACAUUCUCUACUACGCUGCCACAGCCUGUACACUUGUUACCAUGGCAACUGGUCACAGUUCGUCUUUCAAGACAGGAUUUCUCUGUAUAACACUGACUGUCCUGGAACUGACUCUAGACCAGGCUGGCCUUGAACUCAGAAAUCCAGGGUGGCCUCAAACUCAGAAAUCCGCCUGCCUCUGCCUCCCAAGUGCUGGGAUUAAAGGUGUGUGCCACUACGCCAGGCUCAAAAAUAACUUUUAUCAAAGGCUAAAGGAAGAACUUAGCAUUUCCUUAGAGAAGGCUGGAGCUCCCGGCCUGAUCUAAGUGGCUGGGAACACAGCCUCCAAGAGGACACCAGAAGGGCCAGUUGCAGUCAAGCAUCCAACAAAGUCGGGACCCACUCGGAUCAGGACAGGAGGGAAGGAGCGAAGCAUGCCGGUGUGGCUUCAGAGGGCAAGUUUCCUGAAGCCCCAACCAGCUCAGUCUGUGUGUGUUCAUGCACAAGUGUGUGAAGCGCUCAAGGAGAGCAGAAGAGGGUGUGGAUCACAUGGAACUGGAGUCAGGGAUCGUUGUUAACCAUCUUGCAGGUGCUGGGAAUGAAACCUGUAUCCCCUAGAAGAACAGCCAGUACCUUUAACCAAUACAGUAAGAUACCUCUCUAGCCUCAAGGGUGGAAUAAUUUUAAAUGGGAACCAUACCUUCCAGUCUAGCUAGAAGAGGAAAUUAAGGUCCAGUUCCCUCCCAGUGGUCUGCACUCCAGGGCAGAGACAGUUGGGGACUCAGUCUCAGUUCUCCUCCAACAUUUUCACCCACACACAACCUGCAAGAUUGUUCACUCACCUGAAGUUUCUUGAGGGCAUGUGUCCAUAGAGCCAACUGUUAGACUUUCUCCAUGAAUCACGUCCGCUGAUUGUCACCUGCUGUGGCCAGCUUCCUUGGCAUGGGGUAGCCUAUGGUUUCAACUUCCCAAUACUUAGCAAAGUAACACCUGUCCCAUGUCUGUCUUACUCACGGGGCUUUGUCACUAUCCUGUCAAGUCCUUAAAGACGCCAUUGUUCCUCAGCUAAGGCUUUUGCCCCUUUCUGUACCCUUGAAUUUCUGAGUUAAUGUGUCUAUGCAGCACAGCUCCUGGGCUCCCAGACUAUGACAGGGAUGAACAGCCCAACACACUGACUCAUGGCCUUCAUUUCCACUCUGGUUUCCAUGGCAAUAGACAUCAGAUGGCUCAAAACAAGGUGAGGGCCCGAAGGCACCUCAGGCUCCCUAGGCAUUUACAGACCAUAUUCAUGUCUGAUAUCAUUUCUGUAGAAACCAGGAAAGCCCAAUCAAUACUUUAAAUGUUUUCUCUUAUCUAAAGUUUUAAAGUAGUGAAUGGGCUCUUCCCAUUGGCACAGAUAUUUGGGGAUAAUAGUACAGUCUGUGUGUGAAUUAUAUCAUCCUAAAGUAAAUUUUAUUUAUUCUUUGACAAGUCCAUACAUGUAAACAACAUGAUCAAUCUACCCCCAGCUUACCUCCAGGUUCCGUAACAUGUCCUCUUCCUUCCCACAUCAUGUCUGUCUGUCUGUCUGUCUUGUCUUUCUCUCCUUCCCCACUCCUCAAGUGAGUCCAGUUAAAGCUGCCUGCUGGAAUGUUGGCCGACCGUGUUGGCUUGACCGUGUGCAGGUAAUGGCUGUGGUGAGUUUAUGAGCACCAGGGCUGCGUCGUGUGUGGAAGACAUUUUACAGCCUGCCCCCUCAUCCUCUGCCUCUUACAAGUCCCUCCUGCGCUUCCUCUCAGAUGGUCCUUAACCUUAGUGAGGAGUGGAGGAUGAUGAGACGUCUGGUUUAGGGCUCACAGUCACUUACUCUAAUAACUCUGACUUGAGUCUCUGCAUUAGCUGCUGACCACGGCAGAGGGAAGCAUCUCUGGCCAAGGUUGAAGACGGGACUGACAUACAUACUUGGAAGACAGUUUGACAGCAGUAGUAGGUCCCCUGCCCCUCCCCCCCUUCCCCCACUGCCUCUCGAAGGCCUGUGACCUGAAGCAUGGGCUUCUGACCAGUUACUGUAUCAGGCUUGAAUUCCCUCCUAUGCAGCAGGCCUCAGAUCCUACCCAACAAUAUUUGAUGCCCCCCAUCACUUCUGUGCCACUGUUGUGUCAGCGAGCAGUCUUGCCUGACAGGUGGGUACCAUAGCACACAGGGUUCUCCCUUGGGUAAUAAUAGUCUUAGUGACUUUGCCCCAGCAGUUUGCAUGGCGCCUUCUGGCACUAGGGAAGGAAGCAAGCCAGCAAGAGGGAGUUUGGGGGUCAGUUCUAGUUUGGUUCUCUGUCUUGCAACCAAAGGGUAUUGUGAUUUUAGCAGUGGGGUCACACCACCGCAUACUGGUGAGUUGCCAGGAUCAUGGCAAUAGUUCAUGUUUUUGAGGGCGCUCGGCACGCAGAAGUUAUCCCAUCAGCCAGGUUUCCAUUAAUAAACCAUGUCUUCCAGGGUGAAGCCUUGCCCAUCCAUGCAAGGUUUUGAAAUUGUUUUCAAACUCCUUUAUUUGUUUAUAUAUUUUAUGCAUAUGAGGUUUUGCCUGCAUCUACUUAUGCAUACCAUAUCCGUGCAGUAUCAACAGAGGCCAAAAGAUGGUCCCGGGAGUAUAGAUGAUUGUGAACUCUGCAUCAGAGCUAGGAACCAAACCAAGGUGCUCUGCAAGAGUCUUAAGUAGUUAACCACUGAGCACAGCUCCACCCCUUCUUUGCUGGUUGGUUGAUCUCAUUGUCUUAUGUGUACAGGUGCUUUGUCUACAUGUAUGUCUGUGUACCAUAUGCAUGAGUACACAGUGGUACAGAAGUGAUGGGGGGGCAUAUGCAUGAGGUACCCACAGAGCCUAGAAGAAGAUAUCAUAUCCCCGGGACUGAAGUAACAGAUGGUUCAGAGCCACCAUAUAUAUGGGUGCUGGAAAUUGAAACUGGGAUCCUCUGGAAGAGCAGCCAAGCCCUGGUGAGAGCUAAACAAGCUAGGCAGGUACUCUGGGGGGAAAACAACUUAACAGAGAAACCCAUAGGAACGCAGUGUCAAGGGGGAUGGUGCUGUGAGGAGCAAUAGAGAGGGAAGGACAUGGGGAGCCAUGCUGUGGGCAAGGGGAAGAAUGGAUGGCCAGGCAUUCAGUAUUCAGUAGAAUACUGAAGCAGGAGAAUACCAGUGGGUUGCUUUACAGUAGUAAGAGGUGGGGAAAGUGAGGAACAUAGAGCCUGAUUACAUAGUAUCUUGGGAAAAGCAUCAUGGGUGGCAGUUGUUGUUUAAAGGCUUAUCUUUAUUUUUGUGUGAAUGGCUGUUUUAUCUGCUUGCCUGCAUAUAUACCACAUGUAUUCCUGUUGCCCCAAGGGACCAGAGAGAUCGCUAGAUCUCCCAGAACAGCAGUUACAGACAGUUAUGAGCUGUUACGUGGGUGCUGGAAGCCAAGCCCAUAUUCUCCGCAAGAGCAACAAAUACUCUUAACUGACGAGCCAUCUCUACAGCACCGGAAAUCAGCAUUUAUUCUGAAAGAGGAAGGAAGCUGAAAAAUAUCAACUUUACUGAUUUACAAAGAAAGUUAAAACUGCCUGGUGAAGCCGGGCGUGGUGGCACACGCCUUUAAUCCCAGCACUUGGGAGGCAGAGGCAGGCGGAUUUCUGAGUUCGAGGCCAGCCUGGUCUACAAAGUGAGAUCCAGGACAGCCAGGGCUACACAGAGAAACCCUGUCUUGAAAAAACAAAACAAAACUGCCUGGUGAACUUUGAAAUGCAUUAACUGGCUGGGCGGUGAUGGCACAUGCCUUCAUCCCGGUACUCAGGAGGCAGACGCAAGGGAAUCUCUGAGUUCAAGGCCAGUCUGGUCUAUAGAGCAAGUUCCAGCCAGGGCUCCACAGAGAAAUCCUGUCUCAAGGGGCUGAGCUGAGGAGCCAUGGGACCAGGAAUCUUGCCUCCCUGCAAGUCCAGAUUGAGGAAGCCUCUGAGUGGAGCUGGCAUCAUGCAUCAUGGUCUCUGGGGCCCUCCCUGCAUGCGUCCGUGUGUUAGUUUCUCUAAGUGGACCGAUUACUGACUACCACAAACUAGGGCUGUGCUUUCCCAGUGUGUGCCGCAUUUGCCAAGUGACCUGUGUCAGCUGUGGAGCUGUGAGUCUGUGAGUGGCUUGCCUGUCCCUGUGCUCCUCGAACUGCUCAAGAGUCUGUGACUCUUUUCUGCUUGUGACCAUCUUCAGACAGGACAAGGGCCCAUGACUCACUGUCUGAAAGCACUUGCAACUUCCCUUUCAUUUCCUCUUCUGUCCACAUCCUGGCCUAAGCCUGUCUUCACUCUGUUCUGAUUCCCAACCAUCUGCCUUCCCAGCCUGCCGUGCAUAUGGAUCCCAGACCAUCUUCUCAGAGGGAAUGGGCCAUGCAGGCAUGCGAUCACUUACUGCUUAACUGAAGGAACAAUCUGUUUGAAAGUUUUUGAUAACUUUUAUUUAUUUGUAUAGGUAUGUGUAUUUUGUCUUCAUGUAUGUCUAUGCACCAUGUGUACAGUGCACAUGGAGGUCAGAAGAGAAUGUCAUAUCCCCUGGGACUGGAGUUACAGAUGGCUGUGAGCCACCAUGUGGGUUCUGGGAACUGAACCCAGGUCCUGAAGGAGCAGUCAUUGCUCCUGACCACUGAGCCAUCUCUCUUGUACCUCCGUCUGUUUUUAAGAUUUAUUUUUAUUAUUUGUAAUUAUGCAUGUGUAUAGGCACGUGCACAUUAUGUGGGUGCCAGUAGGGAAGUGGGCUUACAGGCAGUCAUGAGCUGCCUGACAUGCGUGCUGGGCAUCAAACUCAGGCCCUCUGACAAAAGCUCUGGAAUGUUCUUCCGUGCUCUUACCCAUGCUGGUAAAUGCUGAGCCAUCCCUCCAGCCCCCGACAGAUCAUUCUAAACUUUGCAGAAAGUACAAAGGCUCAUUCAGUGGACAACUGUGUUUCUGCUCUGUCCUUCUUCCCUGCUGGCCCUUGUCUCCCCAGAAUUAACUGCUUCUGUAACACGGAGGUAUAAACUCUGUAUGAUUCUGUACUUUCAAGAUUUUAAUUUUGUACUAAAUUUAUCUAUUGAUUAUGGGGAGAGGGUGGUACAUAUGCCACAGCAUACAAGUGGAGGUCAGGAGACAACCUGCAGGAAUCACUUGUCUCAUUGCACCAUGUGGGUCUCAGGGAUUGAACUCAGGUCUUUGGCCUUGGCGGCAAGCAUCCCUACCCACUGAGCCUUCUCGCCAGCCCUUAUGAUAUCUUUUGUUUAUUCAUUCAUUCAUUCAUUUCAUUCAUUCAUUCAUUCUGGGUAUAUUAUGUGCCUCUGUGUGUGAGUGUGUGUGUGUGUGUGUGUGUGUGUGUGUGUGUGUGCGCGCACUCUCGCACGCACCACAUGUGUGCCUGGUAACUUUAGAGGUCAGAAGAGGGCACCCAAUUCUCUGAAUUGUUAUGAGCCACCAUAUGACUGCUAACUAGACACUGAAACUGGGUCUUCUUGCAGAAUCAACAGAUGCUUAUAAACACUGAGCCAUUUCUCUAGCCCAGGUCACGACAUCUUUAUAUUCCUUUGUACACCACUGUUUUGUGGUUUGCUGUUUGGUUUGCUAGAGAUGGAGCCCGGAGCCUUGUCCUCUCAAGUGCUCUGCCCUGGAGCUGCACCUUAGCCCUCGUUUACCUUUACAUAUGGCUUGAGCGGUGCAUGUUACUCGCCUGCUUGCUGUUUCCACUCGGCACUUGAAUUCAACCUAGAUUUAUACACCAUGACUUGCUGUGGUAGCCCAUCCAUAUCUGCAAUGUGGUUUUCUGUUGGGAGAAAGGAGCACGGGGGUCUGGGGAGGUCGCUCAGAAGGAAAAGUGCUAUUUCGUGAGCAUGAGGGCCUGAGUUUGAUCCCAAGAAUCCAUGUGAAAAAGCUGAAGGCAGACUAUACACCUAACCCUGCCCCAGGGGGAUGGCUGGAGGAUGACAGGAAGACUCCUGGACUCCCUGCCCAGCCAGUGUAGACUACUUGGCAAGCUGUAGGCCAGUGAGAAGGUGACCCUGUCUCAGAACUCAAGGCAGACAAUGCCUGAGGGAGCACACCUGAAGUUUACCUGUAGCUCAAAUGCACACCAUUACACGUGAAUCUAUGCAGACACUCACACACAUGCAUCAAAAACAACGGUCCAUCAGCUUCUCUUUCUGUUUCCAGGUUUUGCUGUGUGUGUGUGUGUUUGUUUCUGUGUGUACCUGUGUGGUUUGUGUGAUGUGUGUUAUGUGUGUAUGUGUCUGUAUCUCUGUAUAUAUAUGUCUGUUAAUGUGUGUGUGUGUGUGUGUGUGAGUAUAAGUGUAUCUAUUUAUGUGUGGUAUGUGUGAUAUGAUGUGUGUGUCAGUAUAUGUGUAUCUGUCAGGUUGCUAUGUCUGAUGUGUGUGAUGUGUAUGUGUGUGUGUGUGUAUGUGUGUGAUAUCUGGUGUGUGUGAUAUGUAUUUGUGUGAUGUAAUAUAGGUCACAUCUACACAUGAAGUCACUGGCUUGAGUGGUAUGAUAGUUUCAUCCUUACUGGAUCCCGCCACAUUCUCUCUGACAAGGCUGGACUCUACCCUUUGACAUGACUCCUCUAUAAACACUGCUGUGUGCUACUGUACCCAGUAAGCUCUCAAGUUGCUCUCUAUAAGUCAAAGCAACCCAGUGAGACCCUCAUCUGCCCCAUUCUUUCACAUGUAUUAUUAGCUUUGUUUUACAUCUGUAAGGCAGGAGUAGAAAUCAUGAGCGAUCCUUUUAGACAGUGCACCGAUGUGUAGACCAUAAUGUAAACAAUGCUUGUUCCCUUCCCUUCUCUCUUAUUAUAUAUGGUGUCUCCUCCUCCUUCUGGAGCUCUGUAGAGCUCUAAUCUAGAAGGCCCUUUGGGACAGGGUUGAAGCCACAGUUACUGUGGGUUUCCCUUCAUGCUGGUCAGCAGGCUGCAGGCAGGCAGGCGGGAGGGGCAGGGCUCUGGUAUCGGAUCCUCAGCUCUUCUUGUGUUAUAGUUCUUUUUCGGGCCUACGAAGCUGGCUUUCCUUGGCCCUUGGUGGAGGCUACCAUUGUAGCUUCUAGGCAGACCAAGGUAUAAUGAUUUCCCAGCCCUAGGCCAUAUGUAGCCAGUGUUAGAGCUACUGUAUAGGUCUAGGAAACUGGGACCUCUUUACUCUUAACCUGCCAGUGACAAGACUCUUGACCUGGAGUCCAAAGAGCCCUGGCCCUGAAGAUGUGACAGUCCCCUAUAACUUCUCCCUGGCUCUUACAGCCUCUUCUUGUGUUUCAGCUCUUUGUCCUCUGUCAUUUCUCUUGUGCCACCUCGUGCCCCGGACUCCCAACUCGUCACCUGCAGCUGCCUCCCGUCAUAGCUCAGUGUGCUGACCCCUCAUCUGCCAAGGCACCAUUCUGCCCUGUUUGCUGUUAUUCUUGAUGACAGAAGCUGUCACUAAGCCUAAUGUUGCAGUGCCAGUGGAGACAGCACAGGAAUAUGUCCCGGCUAGCUCACUAAGGGAGCCCUAACAGCCUGGCCAGAGCUUGUAUUCAGCACCUUGUGCUAGGCCACUGUAAGGAAGUGUUCCCCUCUGGCCUGGGUGGAAAUAAGUACAGGGUCCUCAGGGUCCUCGAGACUUCUUCUAGCAGCCCAUGGUGGGGGCGGAACAGUGUUUUCACAGGGGUUGCAUAUCAGAUAUUUAUAUCAUGAUUGAUAACAAUAGCAAAAUUCCAGUGGUGAAGAAGCAAAGAAAAUAAUUUUAUGGUUGAGGAUCACAGUAUGAGGAAGUAUUAAAGGGUGGCGGCAUUCGGAAUGUUGAGAACCACUGCUGUAGUACCAGCUGCCUGGACCACCGCUAGCUGAGGCCACGCCUUCAGGAGCUGGGCAGUUCAGUGUGAUCAUCCUGUAGUUUCUUGGAGUAUCUGAGGAGUGACCCAGACAACAGGUACCCGCAUUAGUAAAGUCUGCUUGGCUCUCUAGAUGAUCUGACACCGAGGGAGAAAUUAAUAGCCAUCUAGGGAGUCAUAUUGCCUGUUCUCCACAGUCUUUGCUCUUUACAGGAAAAUAAUAUGUAAGUACUUACAGUAAGCCUGUAAAGAAUUUCUGAUUAUGAUUACCAUGGAAGUGAUUUCCUCCUGCCGGGGGGGGGGGGGGGGGGGGGGGGAAUUGUCUUUCUGUUUGAGGAGCUGAGAUUGAUAAUGCUGCCCCUUACACAUCUGUCUGCACUUUGUGUGGGUUACACGGAGCUGUUCUAAGGCAGGCUCCUUGCCCUCUGACCUCAUGGAAGCUUUUAUGGUAGUCACUUCUGGUCCCGUCGAGCUUCCAAGUUACCCCUGAUUCUGUAUAGUAAAUAUAUUCCUAGAACUCAGUUCUCCUAUGGCAUCAUUAACAGCACCUCCAUAUUUCUUGCCAUUUUUUGCUUAGAAUUCAGUGCGGGAGUUAGGGGGAGGAUAAGCAAUUUGAACCCCUGAAGCAGACUUGAUGUCAGAAAUGUGAGGUUUCUACUGUGGCUGCUUACUAAACCGGUCCAGUUAUCUCACUGGCCACCGUGAGGCUGAAAGCAUUUUUGUAAAUGAGGAAGUUGAUGUAGCAACCAGGCACCACUGUAAGCCCAGGCAUGGGCUCAGGCUCAGAAGACAGCUACUCCCAAGUAGACACAAGGCUCUUUGCACUGGGGACACUGCAGAUCCCAGCUCAGAGCCUGGUCACCUUGGUCCACCCUGCAGACUCUCCCAUGUGGAGGGCUUUCCUGUGUGUUUACAAAGAGUGGGGUUUACGGCUCAGCCUGCUGAAAAGCUGUCUCAAGUUCAGACACUCGUCAAACUCUAAUUCUUUCAGACAGCCAGCACACUAGAGACUCUGACUUGUCUUACGGGAAACCACCUGGGUCCAUUCUGCUGCCUGCACUCUAUCUGGAAGAAUCUGAGUUUUCAAAUGCAUUGAGUGGUCAGCUCAGUUCUGUCUCCAGGCCAGCUGCUUAGAGUCUGCUUUGUCUGCAGUAUUAUGUAUCUAAAGCCUCCAGUUAGGAACCUUAGAGUGUCAUAAGAUCACGGACCGCUACGGAAGCCUCCUCUUAGAGCAUCUAAAUUCAUCUCAGCUCAAGGGAUUUGUUUUUAAGGUAUUUUUAAUUCUUGGAAUAAUUGUUAUCAGUGUACUCCUGUAACCUCAUACAUUCUCCUCCAGAAUAGAAAGGCAGUAACUUUAGUAAAAUUCCUCUAACAAUGGUAUUUAAGACCCACCCUAAAGAAGCAUUUCCUUAUUCAGCACGCCUUUCCUUCCCAAAGUGGAUUUUUAAGCAUUCUCUCUUUCCUGUGGCUUUCAUGAAUCUCUCAGAGACGCUCACCAGGUAACCGGUCCACCUGGAUGCGUCUGGCAGUGAACUCACUCACGUUCCCAGGAAGAAGCCGCAGCCGUGUGAAAGGUUUUACAAGGUUGAUUAAGUGAUUAGACCUUUGUGGUUGUGAAGAGUUGGAAUGUUGCAGAUCCAGAGCAAAAUGAUCUGCUUCUUAGCCUCCUUCAUCGCUAUUCCCUGCCCAUCUGUGUGUCUGGUAUAACAUUAUACCUAACAGGUAAAUUGUGUCGGAAGCUCUAGCCCCUGCCAACCCCCAAGAUAAGAAUGUCACCAGAUAGUGUCUCUGUAACCCAUCUACAUAUAUUUGAAAAAUGCCUUGAUUUAUGACUUUGUUCUGUUUUAUAAGUAUAAAAAUCUCAUACCCAUGUCACAGCAUGAGAUCUGGGACUUGUGAUUGCUUGAGCACUUCACUCUUAUCUCAAAAGUAAAACCCUUAUCCCUCUGAGAUGAGGUCGGUGCUUGCCACCCACAGGACACUGAAGUGUGGCCGCCCGGCACUUGAGUGGCGCCAGCAUCACUCUUCCCUUCUAAAUGCUGAUGAAGCACUGUGGAGCAGCAUGUGGUGAGAGUUGGCAUCCUGUGUGCUCUCACACACCCAAGCCAUCCCUCUCACUGCCUGCCAUACGUGCCUGGUUCAUAAGAUCCACAUUCCAGCUCGUUUCCAUCCACUUGACAGUCAAAAAAAAAAAAAAAAAAAGGAGCGUGUGCUGCUGUCAUCGAAAGCUGUAUCUUGUACGGGCUCUAGGUCUCCGAGCCUGUGGUAGGUUCUUCUGUAGCCUGCAGACUCUGGCUCCUCUGCCACCACUAUCUUCAAGAUCAUGCCAGAACUGUGGUCCACUCUGGGUUUGUUUGCUUGUAAAUGGAAAAGAGAUUUUUUUUCAUACACUAUAUUUCCCUCCCUCUGUUCUCCCCAGCUCCUCCCCACCUCCAUUCCCAUUCCAGAUCCACCCCCUUUCUGUCUUUCCUUAGAAAAUGAGUAUCUGCUGGGCAGCGGUGGCGCACGCCUUUAAUCCCAUCACUCACUCGGGAGGCAGAGGCAGACAGAUUUCUGAGUUUGAGGCCAGCCUGGUCUACAGAGUGAGUUCCAGGACAGCCAGGACUACACAGAGAAACCCUGUCUUGAAAAACCAAAAAAAGAAAAAGAAAGAAAAGAAGAAAGAAAAUGGUUAUCUAAGAAAUAAUAGUAAAAUAAAAUAAAAUGUAACAAAAACAAACAGCACUUGGGAGGCAGAGGCAGGUGGAUUUCUGAGUUUGAGGCCAGCCUGGUCUACAAAGUGAGUUCCAGGACAGCCAGGGCUAUACAGAGAAACCCUGUCUUGAAAAACAAAAACAGAAACAAAACAAACAUCAGAAUAGAAUACAACCAAACAAGAAAAAGCCAGAGAAAAUGCACAUAGAUGCAGAGAUACUCGGGAACACCAUAAACCACAAACUCAGAAGCCACAGCAUCUGCGUAAGGACCUGCCAGGUUACAAACAACAACAAAAAUGUGCUCUGACAUUAUGUGUCGGACAUAAUGAUAGACAAAGAACCCCAAAAUGCCAUUGAGGUCUGUUUGUGUUAGACAAGGGAUCCACCCAUAAGAGCCCUUUGUGUUUCUCCAGUGAGACCCCGGCCCUUAGAGAAAGAAUACUUUUUCUUUUGCAAGUGGCUGUCUACUGGCGAUAGCUUCUGAGUUAGGGAUAGGGACGUGUGUCUGUUUCACAUUUCAGUUCUUGGACUCCACCUGGUCAGUCCCAUGCAGGCCUCAUGCAUGACGCUGCGGUCUCUGUCACUUAACACGGCGUCCGCUUGUUGUGUCUAGAAAGCCUUGUGUCCUUGGCCUCCUCCACCCGCUCUGGCUCCAUGGCUCUUCCCACCUCCUUUUCUGGCAGGGUUCCCUGAGCCCUGAGGGCGAGCAUUUGAUGGAGAUGAGGACGUCCCUUUUCGGGCUGAGUGUACCAAGGUCUUUUGUUCUGUGUAUGGUCAGGGUGUGGGUCUCUGUAUUGUCUCACAUGCUGCAGGGGGCAGCUUCUCUGGGCAGGGCGUGGAUUGUCAUGUGUCUUUCUGGGUCUGAGUCACCUCACUCAGCAUGAACUUUUUUCUCUAGUUCCAUCCACUUACCUUCAGAUUUUAUUUUUCAAUAGCCGAGUAAUGCUCCAUUAUGUAAAUGUACCAUAUUUUCUCUAUUCAUCCCUUGUGGGACAUCUAGGUUGUUUCCAGUUUCUGGCUGUUAUGAAUGAAGCAGCAUGAACAUGGCUGAGCAAGUGUCUCUGUAGUAGGAUGGAGUGUCCUUUGUGUAUAUGCCCAGGAGUGGUAGAGCUGGAUCUCAAGGUAGAUCAAUUCCCAGAUUUCUGAAGAACUGCCACAUUGCAUUCCCACCAGCAGUGGGUGAGAGUCCCCUUACUCCACCUCCUCACCAGCAGGAGAUGCCGGUUUUUUAUUAAUCCUGACUAUUCUGACUGCCGGUCGGUCGGUCGGUGUCAGAUGAAAUCUCAAAGUUUUGAUUUGCAUUUCCCUGAUGGCUAAGGAUGUUGAACUCUUAAGUGUUUUUCAGCCAUUUGAGUUUCCUCUUUUGAGAAUUCUCUGUAUAGAUCCGUACCCCAUUUAUUUAUUUAUUUGGUUGGUUGGUUGGGUUCUGGUUUUUCAAGACAGGGUUUCUCUGUGUAGCUGUGGGUGUCCUGGAAGUUACUCUGUAAACCUGGCUGGCCUUGAACUCACAGAGAUUUGUUUGUGUUUGCCUUCCAAGUACUGGGAUUAAAGGCUUGUGCCACCACUGCCUGGCUAUGCCCCGUUUUUUAAUUGAGUUAUUUGUUUUCUUGGUGUUCAGUUUUUUGAGGUCUUUGUACAUUGUGGAUAUUAGCUCCCUGUGGGAUGUGCAGUUGGUAAAACUCUUUUCCCAUUAUGUAGGCUCAGCUCUGGCAUUGGCAGGCUGCUUUCUAGUGAGUACCACUGGUUCUGCUAAGCCGCGUCCCCCUCUCUGAUGGGCAGGUACUUCUCAGAAGCCCUGCCAGGGACUGCUCUGGAGCUAUACAGUUCCCCCAGCUUUUCGGAAGCAAAGGACUUAAUAAGUAUCCUCAGUUAAUAAGUCAGGGUUUUAAAGGAGGCAGCCAGGUGAUCCCAUUUACCAGAUGUAUAAAUUGAGGCAUCUACAAGAAUCGUGUCUUCCUGAAUUAAAACCUCAACAUGGAACUGCAAACCAAGAACAUUUUGCAUGAACAUUAUGUUCCUAAGAAUACAAAUAGUAUUUGAUUUCAUGUUGUAGUGGAGAAACUGAGGCAGGAAAACCUCUUCUCUGCCUUGUAAAUCAUCCAUGGGCCCCUGGUUCUUUCUCUUAUCUCAUGCUCAUAUCAUUAAGCUACAACUUAAGAUAACUCACCUUGUGUGCAUAUUAGUCACCAAAUGCAGAAACUGGCCUGCUCUAGAAGGUUGGAGAAACUAUCAAUUAGCAAAGUCUAAUUAUAAAACACAGGGCUAGCCGGGCAUGGUGGCGCACACCUUUAAUCCCAGCAAUCGGGAGGCAGAGGCAGGCGGAUUUCUGAGUUCGAGGCCAACCUGGUCUACAAAGUGAGUUCCAGGUCAGCCAGGGCUACACGGAGAAACCCUGUCUCGAAAAAACCAAAAAAAAACAAAAACAAAAACAAAAACAAAAAACACAGGGCUGGGAAUGUAGCUUGGUUGGUGGAAUACUUGUGUAGUGUGCACACAGCCAUGGGUUCAAACCUCAACACCACAUAAGCCAGGCAUGGUAGUGGAUACCUGUGAUCCUAGCACAUCCCUCCAUGGAGGCAAGAGGAUCAAGGCCAGUGUGGACUACUACAUGAAACCUUUCCUUUAAACGGGGCUGGGCGGGGGGAGGCUGGAGAGAUGGCUCAGUGAGAGUGCAUAUUGAUUGCUCUUACAGAGUACCGGAGUUGAAUGUCCAGUUCUCAGUCGGUUCAGUGCAGUUCCCAACCACAAGGAACUCCAGCUCAAGGAGGCGCCACAGGCACCCACACUCUCAUGAACAUAUAGAUGUGUGCAUGCACACAGGCAUGUGCACACAUACACAAAACUCAAGUUUUUAAAGUACUUUCAAUCUUUAAAAAAGCUUUUAACUUGUUCAUUUAAAAAGCCAAAAUUGACUAAAUAUUUAAGUGACCCUUCCUAGCUUGCUUUGCAAUCAUUUGCAGUGAAGGAGUGCUUUUGGCAAGUUUGGGUACAUAUAGGUUGAUUUGCAAGUGAAUGGGUAUUACAUAUGUUCUUGUUGUCCCGGGUAAAGCAAUACUUCUGCAGGUAUUGGCUGAGGUCAGCCCCGGAGUUUCUUUCUCUUUGAAAUGGAAUGUGGACUUUUGUUGUUUCUUAGUGUUUCAUUUUCCCUCUUGGCGGGGAAGUGGUGUGUUACCAAUCCCUCAUGAAACUGUGAUUCACAUGCCCAUUUCCAGCUGGGGCCUCCAAGGCCUGUUCCCUGGAGAGGAGGUGAAAUUGUACCUGGCUCAGAUGCCUGCCCCUCACUAGACCGCAGAGCUCGCUGCCUCGUUCCCAAGGAGCCGUCACUUUCCUGAAACAAUCACGGAAUGUACACAUGCUAUUUGAUCCCUAAGGUGUUGCUAUUUUGGUAAACUCAGCUCCAAGCCAAGCAGCAGCAUAAAUCCUACCCCUCCCAGAGGUGACCUCGGGCUAGGGGCUCAUAGAUAGCAUUACCUUUGGGGAACUCCGAGUGAAAUUUCAGGAUGACAGGUCCUCUGGUGCCUAUACCUGCCCCUGCGGUGAAGAAUGUAUCUGGGCCUGGGCUUAGCUCACAGCAGUGACGAGAACCUGUUUUCUGGGUUGGACAAACAUGGAUUCUCGACCUGUUAGUACACAAAAACAGGAAAGAAAAAAGAAUGAGCCUGUGGAUUCCAAGCUAUAGUCUUGGCUUCCCUUCUUCACUCACUGCCGUGUGGAGCUGUUGCAGAUCCCAGGUCCUUAGGAGACCCAGGCAGUCCCCACUGUACAUCCCCAGAAACAGGCUUUCUGGCAAGGCAGUGUGGACUAAAGUAGAAAAGUCUGGACUGAAAGGACCUGCCCCCUGAAGGCCAGAAACAAGGGGAGAGUCACUGUGAGCUCUGUACUCUCCAGGCCCGAGUUUCCUCCUCCUCAGGCAAACAAGCAGGUUAGAGGACUCCCUAGUGAGUCACAUGAGGUAAGGAACAAAGUGCUAAGGAAAUUUGAGGUGACCUCCUUAAUGGUCCUCAAAUAAAUGGGCAUCCUCUCAGUGCUUUCUCGUGGAAGCUGAUGGGGUGGUAGCCACUCAGCAGCCCACACGUGAUCAAAGCAGUGCUCACGGCUAGAUCUGGAACCUGUCUUGGUGCUCCUUCCAGCCUGCCUGCUCUUCUGCCAGCUCAUCCCUAGCUGACAGUUCUAAUAAUGGCAGACAUCACUGGCUGCGCAGCACACACAGUUCAGGACAAGCGGCCCAGCCUUAGAAUCACGCAUGACCCUCCAUCUGCUUUAGGGGCUGAUUUACCAAGUAAUGUGAUCCAUGGAAGACCAGGAUGCCCCCAGUGUCAGUCACUGACAGAGAGAGAUGUUUUGUGCCCGCAGUGUCAGUCACUGACAGAGAGGAUGGUUUUUGCCUGCAGUGUCAGUCACUGACAGAGAGGAUGGUUUUUGCCCGCAGUGUCAGUCACUGACAGAGAGGUGGUUUUUGCCUGCAGUGUCAGUCACUGACAGAGAGGAUGGUUUGUGCCCGCAGUGUCAGUCACUGACAGAGAGAGGAUGGUUUUUGCCCGCAGUGUCAGUCACUGACAGAGAGGAUGUUUUGUGCCUCCAGUGUCAGUCGCUGACAGAGAGAGGUGGUUUGAAGGAUGGGAAGAUUUGCUUUGGCUUACGGAUUCAGAGUUUCCGUUGCUCUGGGCUGAGGUGCAGCACAAUUGCAUCCCAGUGGGAGGGGAUGGCAGAGGCUGCAUCCCUCACGCCUUCCAAGAAAGAGAGCAAGGAAGGACCAGAGCAAAGCCUCGCCCCAGUCACCUCCUUCCAACUAGGCCCUGCUUUCUAAAGUUCCCAGAGCCUCUCCAAAUACCAUCACCAGCACACAGUUCAGGCCUUCAAUCCAUGAGUGUGUAGGGACCAACAACAACCCAAAAUGGCUUUAAUUGAGCAUAGGGACCCACAUUUUCAGAACAGUGCUUCUUUUUCUUGUUGGAAAGUUGAGGGGAACCAAGUCCAGCUGUUAGGCUGUUGAAUGUAUAAGGAAUCCAUGGCGGAUGGAUUGGUCUCUCUCAGGGAGCAUUGUCACCAGGGGCCCAGAUACCAGGAGGCUCUGCACUCCCCCUCAAGACUACACCACACUGGCUUCCCCUUGCCCUGCUCACUCUCAGAGCCAGCCAGCUCCUUCAUAUGCAGCUGAUGCCGGUCUAAGCUGAUUCAUAGAGCUCUUGGCCAUUUGACUUAUAUGGGAUCAUCUGACGUGGAAGCAGCUCUUGGCAGGAAAUGAAAAGGGGCCCCACACUCACCCUGUUCAUUUGUGAUAUCUUCAGUCAGCCCUUGGUGUCCAGAUUCUGUGAGGAUUCAGCCAAUCAGAAAUACUCAUGGGGAAAAUUUGUAUUUUAUACUGAACACAUAAAGACAAUUUCUUUCCUUAUCCCUAGGCAGUAUAGUUACUGUUUACCAUAUCUCUUACAAUAUUCUUUUGUUAAAAAUUGGUUGGAAGCUAGCCAGGUACAACAAUGUGUACUUGGUAAUCCCAGCUGUGUGGAAGGAUCGCUUGAGCCCAAGGGUUCAAGACUAUCUAUGCUGGGCAACGUGGGAAGAUUCCAGACUCAAACGAAAGGACCAGUAGAAGACUUGUGUAGGUCUGUUUCAGAGUCUCUUCUGAUUUGUUAAUUCUCUCUGUCCCUCUGCCAGCAACACAUUCUGGGGACUACUCUGGCUGUACAGUAACUCUGACAAUCAGAGUCCUCCGCUCAUGUUCUACUUCUUCAAAAUUGUCUUAGCCCAUGGUUCAUCUGCUCUUCCGUUUGCUGGCACUUGAAGAUAUGGCACCUGGCCACCACACCUGCUAAGAAUGAAAUCUUGAUUGAUUUUUUUUUUUGUCUAUUUAUUUGUUUGUUGCUGUGUGAGACAGGGUCUCACUAUAUAGCCCUGAGCGGCCUGGAACUCACUAUGUAUCCCAGUUUUGCCUUGAACUCAUGAAGGAACCAUCUACCUUCCUGCUGGGCAUUUAUUUGAAAGUCAUUAAACAAACUUUAAGAAUUUCAAGGCUCACAGUUACAACUGAACAGACCUUGCCAGAAGGAUAGGCUUGUGCCAUUAUUACUCACUGCUGGCCUCUGACACUACCCUAGCAGUGUAAUAGUAAGUACCUAACUUACUAUUACAUGGGAGUGGCUGCCUCUGUCCCACCUGGUGUCUACUCACUGAGUAGUGGGGAACCUCUGCACUGCCCGACACAGAUAAAAUGCCCUCUGCUUGGCUUUCUCUGAUACACCUCCUAGAGAUACAGGAACUUCAUCAAAGUCUUAGAGGGCAGACACCCUGGAGUCAGAGGCCCUCGCUGGCACGGUUGGACGCACUGGUCCAACAUAAUGUUUCCUAAGGUUUUUCUAAAACAUGUCCGACCUCCUAGUGUCCCCUUUUUUGCCCCUUGCCUAGAGGGAGCAGGCUUCAGAGGAUUUUGUCUUCACCACUGACAUUCCAGUUGCUGGCUUCUUUAGCACCAAGGCUGGCAGGUCUGGAGGUCUCCUGGACUCCUAACUUGUCCACUUUCUCUCCAUUUCCUAGGGUCUUGUGUGCUAUUUUAUGUUGUAUUCAGGGUUUUAGUUGUACUUGACAACAGUCUUGUUGAUGUGGUGUGUGUGUGUGUCCCAGCAGGGGAGUAUCCAUAGCUUCUCCCAGAAAUAAAACCACCUUCUCUUUUUUCUGA
Molecule: messenger RNA, 25711 nt
Organism: Mus musculus (house mouse)
Lineage: Eukaryota; Metazoa; Chordata; Mammalia; Rodentia; Muridae
Gene: Armc9
Product: armadillo repeat containing 9
Exons: 20
Coding region: 168-2108 (646 amino acids)
Biological process (GO): cilium assembly
Cellular component (GO): centriole; cilium; ciliary basal body
Source: RefSeq, a predicted model, not a curated record